This is a messenger RNA of Phaeodactylum tricornutum CCAP 1055/1, 1071 nucleotides long. RefSeq lists its product with no specific name. The record is from RefSeq and is a predicted model, not a curated record. The transcript has 2 exons. Lineage: Eukaryota; Bacillariophyta; Bacillariophyceae; Surirellales; Neidiaceae. Bases 73 to 1071 code for a protein of 332 amino acids.
UGUCGAGAGUAUCAAACUCAAGCUGUAGGUUACCGUAAACAAAAACUCGAUCGCUGCUGAGGGAUACGAACCAUGUCGGAGCCCCGUAGUCGGAGUGUGACCGCUUGGAAUGUGAAUCAGACCCGAGGCAAGGCCAGUCGCUUGUUCGUGCUUGUGGUGUGCUGGAUCGUCUCGUUCGCGAUCUGGGAGUUGGCCAAGAGCUUUCACGCGACGAGUGUGGCUUCAAUCAACUCCGCUACUAGCACCACUCGCGAGAAGAUCAAACAGCUUAUCGUACGAAAUGAGACGGUGACAAGUACCGUAGCGAAUACGUUGAUCGCGGAGCCGCAGUAUCAUGCAUCGUCACUCGGUCCCAAUGCUUCAAUGCCUACAACCCUGCACAACGAGACAGCCGACGACAAUUUCAGCGACAGUCAGCGCAAUCAGUCGGGUAUACACGCCGUCAUGUUUUCGAAGUACCCAGCUCCUAUUGUGUCUGAGGAUGACAUUCGUCAAGCGCACAUGUUUGUCGAAAACCGAAAGUCCGCGUACAACACGCUCCAACUAGACUAUCGUUGGCAGCUACGUGGCGUAGGAUAUCUGUACACGACGCUGCGUAUGGUAUUAUUGGCAACUUUGGCACCGUCAAAUCCCUUUGUCGGUCGCAAACAGCGCAUUGUGAUCCAAAAUGUCUUCAAUCAGACGUAUACGCAAACAGAAUGUGAAAAGCUGACGCUCUGGGUCCGAGUGAACGGACCCGAGAUCUUUGCAGGAGCCGCCCAGGCUGUACAACCUACGAGUGGGACGAGUUGCUACUGGACUUUCGAGUACGACUUGAAUGUACCAGGAAGCUACAGUGUGGAUGUCAAGGUCUUGUUGUGGAACGGACAAGCCCCGAUCGGAGGUACCCAGGAUGGUCAAUGCGACGCCUCCGAAGGUGCACCGACCAGUAGCACUGUUCAACAGUUUGGUCCUCGCCACGAUGGCUUUCAAGGCUUCAAGAUGUACUCCGUAACGCCCAUGUGUUGCGAAGUUUGUACACGAACUCCCUACUCGCCUCCCCGAACCGUCCAGGUUCAUCAAUGGGUGUGA